This is a messenger RNA of Trifolium pratense (red clover), 639 nucleotides long. Its product is annotated as late embryogenesis abundant protein, group 3-like. The record is from RefSeq and is a predicted model, not a curated record. Lineage: Eukaryota; Viridiplantae; Streptophyta; Magnoliopsida; Fabales; Fabaceae. Bases 24 to 500 code for a protein of 158 amino acids. The transcript is spliced from 2 exons.
CGUCAAAUUAAACUUAAGAAAGCAUGGCAACAAUGUUGAGCGGAAACACACUCUUCCACACCUCAAAGUCAUUCCCUAAUGUCUCUUCACUCACUACUCUUCCUAAACCCUCUAGAGUCUUCUUUGCUUCCAACCAUUCUGACUGGAGAAAUGCAGCAGAGGGAACAAAAAGUAUUUCAACCAAUUGGGGCUAUGCUUCUUCAACAAAGACAAGACGAGAUGUAAUAGUCGUCAGAGCCGCCGGAGAUGACAUAAAAAAAUCCGCACAAGAUGCAAACGAGAAGUCAAAGGACGCUGCGGGUUCAGUCAUUGAUAAAGCAACAGAAGGAACAAAUAAGGCUGUAGAGGCAGCAGAGAGUGCCCAAGAGAAGUCGAAUGAGACGGCUGAGGCUCUGAAGAAUGCAGCAGAGAAGGCAAAGGAGCAAGCGGGAGGAGCGUGGGAGGCGGCCAAGGAAGAGACACAGAAGAUUGCGGAAACAGUGGUUGGAAAGGAAGAUUGAUUAAGGCUUUAAUUAAUAUAUCUUGUUUAUGUAUGUUUAUGUCUCAACUCUACCCUGCCUCAAAUGAUAAUUGAUAAUAUAAUUAUAGUUUAAUGGAAAUGCAUUGACGGUGUAAAAUAGUUUUACAUCAUCUUUUAUC